GCGCCCGCGUGCUCGCGGAAGUCGCCCAGCAAAGAAGAUAACUUGUGUGUGUUUCAAGUGUGCGUGCCUCUCGGAGUCUCGGAAGACCAGUGAAGCUGAAGAGGAAGAUGGUGAUGGUGUCCACCUAAGUUCCCGACGGCGGGGCCCUUGGCAUUCCAAGAACCUCGUGGCGAGGAGCUCGGCAAUUUCAGACUUCCAGACGCACGCACAAAUAAGAAAUAGCCUGGCGAUUUCCACGAGCACAUCCACGCUUAAAAUGGCAGUACGCUACGAGCUGGCUAUUGGCCUUAACAAGGGCCACAAGACCACGAAGAUCAGGAAUGUGAAGUACACCGGCGACAAGAAGGUGAAGGGUCUGCGUGGAUCUCGCUUGAAGAACAUCCAAACCCGCCACACCAAGUUCAUGCGCGACCUGGUCCGCGAAGUUGUUGGCCACGCUCCUUACGAGAAGCGCACCAUGGAGUUGCUGAAGGUGUCCAAGGAUAAGAGGGCCCUGAAGUUCCUCAAGCGCCGCCUGGGCACCCACAUCCGUGCCAAGAGGAAGCGUGAGGAACUGUCCAACAUCCUCACCCAGCUCCGUAAGGCCCAGACCCACGCCAAGUAAACGGAGAGAAUCUGAUCGCAUCUGAGCAUCGGAAGGGAACCUGGAACGCCGUGUUGUGUUUUUGAUUUGUUUCCGGUGACGUUACUUGAGAGCGGACCUAAACAGCCCAGAAUUAAACAACAAAAAACCUUUAAAAACCCAA
Molecule: messenger RNA, 746 nt
Organism: Drosophila yakuba
Lineage: Eukaryota; Metazoa; Arthropoda; Insecta; Diptera; Drosophilidae
Gene: RpL36
Product: 60S ribosomal protein L36
Exons: 3
Coding region: 257-604 (115 amino acids)
Biological process (GO): cytoplasmic translation
Cellular component (GO): cytosolic large ribosomal subunit; ribosome
Molecular function (GO): structural constituent of ribosome
Source: RefSeq, a predicted model, not a curated record